Capsicum annuum is the source of this 435-nucleotide messenger RNA. RefSeq lists its product as uncharacterized. The transcript has a single exon. Gene Ontology annotation, cellular component: nucleus. Lineage: Eukaryota; Viridiplantae; Streptophyta; Magnoliopsida; Solanales; Solanaceae. Gene Ontology annotation, biological process: chromatin remodeling. The record is from RefSeq and is a predicted model, not a curated record. The coding region runs from base 1 to 435 and encodes 144 amino acids.
AUGGAUUUGUAUAAACUGUGGUACUCAGGGAGUGAGAGGCUUCAAAAUAGAGUAGGCAUCUUAGUGGAUGAGGAGCUUAAAGGGCAGGUUAUGAAGGUUAAGAUGGUCAGUGAUAGGAUAAUGAUAAUUAAUUUGGUUAUUGGGGGGUUUACAUUGCAUAUGUGCAGUGUUUAUGCGCCACAAGUGGGCUUGGAAAAGCAGGUAAAAGUUAGAUUUUGGGAGACUUUGGAUGAGGUAGUGAGAAGCGUGCCUAGCUCAGAGAAGAUUGUCAUAGCAGGGAACUUCAAUGGGCACAAUGAGGUUUUACCUGGAGGUUAUGAUGAUGUGCAUAAAGGUUUUGGUUUUAGCGAUAGAAAUGGUGAGGGGGAUGCUUUUUUGGAUUUUGUGAUGGUGUUUGGGCUUGUGGUAGUGAAUUUGAGCUUUCUGAAGAAGUAG